AUGAUACUCACCUCUGAGAAGGGGUGGCCGUGCACGUUGGCGCAGAAUAGAAUAGCUACCAAGGAUUGCUACGUUAACUCUGAGGUGGAGCGUGUUUGGAGGAUAGUGCAGGGCGAUCUGAACCAAUUGUUAGACGGCAAGGAUAAAAAAAAGUUAGGUGUGGGGCGGCGUGUUUUGCUUGGAACGCCCGGUAUCGGGAAGUCGAUGAGCGCCGGCUCAUACCUCCUCUACCAGCUGCUGCACUACGAUGAUAAGCAACUCCACGUCGUUGUCUACUGCUUUGGAGGGGAUCUGGCGUACGUGUUUGACAGAACGACGAUAACGGUGACAAAAUACAUGGAUGAGAUCAAUAUCAGCAACCUUAUGGAUGAUUUGGUUAGGCAGCGCAAACUGAAGGGGUUUGUUAUCUACGACGUGGAUAAAGAAGGCCGUGAGCCGUCGUGCGGUUAUCCGCCCUCCAAGUCAUGGGGCGUCAUUGUGUUGUUAUCCCCAAAAGAAGAUAACUACAAAUCGUGGGAGAAACAAAUGGGUGGAAACCAACUCGUUAUGAAUCGCCCGGACGAGAUUGAUGUGAAGGCGAUGUGUGCCUGGGAGAAGCGUGGUGAGUCCGCGGAGGAGCAAAUGAAGUACUGGACGAUGGCCAAAAAACACAUGGAUGAUGUGGGACCGAUAUUACGAUCCAUCUUCAGUGGGCGUGCUUGGAAGAAGCGCAGUAUCGCCAACGACGAGGUGAAAAGUAUCAACGCUUUAAAUGCCAAGUAUUACAUGCGCGUGGAAGUGGCGGUCGAUUGGACUGAGACAAAUGUGUCUUACAAGCUUGUGAAAAUUGUUUGA
This is a messenger RNA of Trypanosoma conorhini, 834 nucleotides long. Its product is annotated as retrotransposon hot spot (RHS) protein. Lineage: Eukaryota; Euglenozoa; Kinetoplastea; Trypanosomatida; Trypanosomatidae. The record is from RefSeq and is a predicted model, not a curated record. Bases 1 to 834 code for a protein of 277 amino acids. The transcript has a single exon.